CGGAGAUCCUGCUCCGCUCCUCUGGAAUACGCGAGGAAAAACAACAGCUCAGCCCCCGAUCCCGUUUCCCCUCAGCGAGUUUUGGAUGCACCGAUGAGAGAUCCAGUCUUUUCAGGCACUGCCAUGGCUUACCACCCUUUCCACGCUCACCGGCCCACCGACUUCCCCAUGUCAGCCUUCCUGGCGGCCGCGCAGCCCUCCUUUUUCCCCGCGCUGGCUUUGCCUCCCGGUGCGCUUACCAAGCCCAUCCCGGAACACGCGCUGGCCGGGGCCGCCGAGCCGGGACUGCACCCGGCGCUUAGUCACCAUCAGGCGGCUCACCUCCGCAGCCUUAAGAGCCUCGAGCCCGAGGAGGAGGUGGAGGACGACCCGAAAGUCACACUGGAAGCCAAGGAUCUAUGGGACCAGUUCCACAAAUUAGGAACUGAAAUGGUUAUUACGAAAUCUGGAAGGAGGAUGUUUCCACCCUUUAAGGUCCGAAUUAAUGGACUGGAUAAAAAAGCCAAGUAUAUUUUAUUAAUGGACAUCGUCGCUGCCGACGACUGCCGCUAUAAGUUCCACAAUUCACGUUGGAUGGUGGCGGGCAAGGCCGACCCGGAGAUGCCUAAGCGCAUGUACAUCCACCCGGACAGCCCUGCCACGGGAGAGCAGUGGAUGGCCAAGCCUGUCGCAUUUCAUAAACUCAAGCUGACCAACAACAUUUCGGACAAGCACGGAUUUACUAUACUCAACUCGAUGCAUAAAUACCAGCCUAGGUUCCAUAUUGUGAGGGCCAACGAUAUUCUGAAACUUCCCUACAGCACAUUCAGGACAUAUGUGUUUCCCGAGACCGAAUUCAUUGCUGUCACUGCCUAUCAAAAUGACAAGAUUACACAGCUGAAAAUCGAUAACAACCCCUUUGCCAAAGGCUUCAGAGACACGGGAAAUGGAAGGAGGGAGAAAAGGAAACAGUUAACUCUCCCCUCAUUACACAUGUAUGAUGUGGGUCAAUGUAAAGUUGACCGGGAUGGUGGAGACUCGGAUGCCUCCUCAGGAGAGCCCCCCAGCGGGAGAGAGACCGCCCAUUCCCCCCUCAGACCAGCGUCCAGUCCGCUCACGUUCACCCGAAGCGCCAGAGAUGAUAAGCAAUGCUCUGACAGUGAGCAUGAAACAGAUACCCAGGAGGAACAUUGUGGUGAAUCAAGUAGUCCAGGUCCCAAGCCCUCUUCCCCAUUCAGCCCGAGGUGUGAGGAGCGGCCCAGAGAGAGGACCAGCCAGGACAAGAAAGAGGACUACCCGGACUCGAGAAAAGCCAACGACUCCAUAUUUAAUAUAGGAAACAUAGACAAAGACAAGCUGGAGCAGAAGCACAGGAAGGAAUCCGAGUCGUCUAAGAAGGACUCGGACAGCGGGGGUCUGAGCGGGACUAAGGAGAGCUUUUCUCCGCUUAUGGUUCAGACUGAGAGUCCCUCACAUUUCGGAGCGGGACAUCUGCAAAGCCUGGCGCUGUCUGGGCUUCACAGUCAACAGUUCUUUAACCCGCUAAACACCGGACAGCCCCUGCUCUUCCACCCGGGACAGUUCGCCAUGGCGCCCGGGGCGUUCUCCGCUAUGGGAAUGGGACAUUUGCUGGCCUCGGUAACGGGAGCGACUGGUUUGGAGAACGGCAGCGUGGCAGCGCAGGGAGCUGGAGCUACCGCCAGCCCUUUCCCAUUUCAUCUGUCCCAGCACAUGCUGGCUUCUCAGGGAAUUCCCAUGCCACCCUUCGGCGGACUCUUCCCCUACCCGUACACGUACAUGGCCGCUGCUGCGGCUGCGGCCUCUGCCUUGCCCGCCAGCUCGUCGUCCGCUGCCUCCCUGUCCAGGAACCCCUUUCUGAGCGGUUCGCGGCCCCGCCUGCGUUUCAGUCCCUACCAGCUGCCCAUGUCCAUCCCUCAAAGCACAAAUCUGCUGACCACCGGCCUACCGGGCGUCCUCAACCCCUCGUCCGAAUCGUCCAAGUCCGGAAGCAGAGAGGCCAGUCCCGUGCCCGAUCAACAGCAAGGCCACAAGGGUGGCUCUGGUCAAAGGAACGGUUCUCCUAAAACCCCGCUGAAGGAGUCCAUCAACGAGCUGCAGAACAUCCAGAGACUUGUGAGCGGCCUGGAGAGCCAGCGAGAGCCGUCCCCAACCAGGGAUUCACUACCCAAGUGAUCAAGAGUUCCCAAACCUAUCCAGGGCAUGACUUGAAUCGAACCAGAGGAUGUCUUCCUUCGGGAUCUCCUCUGAUGGACGUUCUUGUGCUUAUUUUUGUUUUUUUUUAAGCAUAGGUGACCGCAGUGGCAAUAGCAGGGUCAACGAGAAAAAGAAGAAGAAAAAAACAGAUAUCGAACCAAAAAAAACGUCAAGGCGUCGAGGAAA
Molecule: messenger RNA, 2379 nt
Organism: Astyanax mexicanus (Mexican tetra)
Lineage: Eukaryota; Metazoa; Chordata; Actinopteri; Characiformes; Acestrorhamphidae
Gene: tbx2b
Product: T-box transcription factor 2b
Exons: 7
Coding region: 94-2172 (692 amino acids)
Biological process (GO): regulation of transcription by RNA polymerase II; cell fate specification; positive regulation of DNA-templated transcription
Cellular component (GO): nucleus
Molecular function (GO): RNA polymerase II cis-regulatory region sequence-specific DNA binding; DNA-binding transcription factor activity, RNA polymerase II-specific
Source: RefSeq, a predicted model, not a curated record